Molecule: messenger RNA, 372 nt
Organism: Vicia faba (fava bean)
Lineage: Eukaryota; Viridiplantae; Streptophyta; Magnoliopsida; Fabales; Fabaceae
Source: the annotation of a GenBank genome assembly
AUGUACUAUACAACCAUGAUGGUUUCAUCCUCCAAAAUUGUGUUCUUUGUGCCAAUGUUACUAACUAUUCUUGUUGCUUUGCAGGUCACUAAUGGUGAAUAUAAGUAUGAAGCCUUUUUUCCGAAAGUUGAAGUUGUGAUUAGGAACAACAUGAGUGGUACUCCAGCAGGUCUUCAUUGUAAAGAUAAAGACCAUGAUGAUGGGUUUCAUAGAAUAGAUUAUGGUGAAAUCCAUAGCUUCUCUGUCAUAGAUGUGAAAGUUUGUCCAGCACACUGCAAUUGGUCGAUAAAUCAAUCUGGACCAUGUAGAAUUAGCGAAACAACUCUCGAAUGCUUUCCAUGGAAUGAAUGGAAUAAUGCUCUUAAUGUGUAA